AUGUUUGGCAGGUUAAAGGGUCUCCUCGGUGGCCCACAAAUGCCAGCAGCUUCAGGGACCCCUGACCCGGCUCCAGGUCCAGGUCCAGGUCCAGCUCCAGCUCCAGCUCCAGCUCCGGCUCCAGCUCCAGCCAAGGAGGAGAAGCCAGCCGAUAAGGAGAAUGAGGCCAAGAAAGUGGACAAACCGCAGGAAACAGCCCCAGGCUCCCUGCCCCAGCUCCUGCCCCAGCCCCAGCUCCUGCCCCAGCUCCUGCCCCAGCAGCAGCUCCUGCUCCUGCAGCAGCUCCAGCGAACCCUGGUCAAGCUGGACCUGAGGGGACAAGAGGCCGAACCUCCUCCCCCUCUGCCCAUCGUCAUCAACAGAUAUUCAGACGAUCAGCUCCGAGCCGUGGUCAAACUGAUGAGAGAGAGACUUCAGCUCUACAAGGACAAAGUGAUCGAUCAAUACGCUUCCUCCCCAGAGAUCAGCCCUCCUGUCACACCUGUGCUGCGCAAAGACAACUAUGCAAAAGUGAUCGAGGAGAGGAAAAGGCAAGCAGAGGAGGACCGGAUAAAGAAGGAAGAAGCUGACAAGAAGAAGAAAGAGGAGGCGGAGAAGAAAAAGAAGGAGGCUGAGCAGAAAAAGAAAGAAGAGGAGGAGAAAAAACAAGCAGAAGCUAAAGAUGAGGAAAAGGAAAAGAAAAGCCUGAAAGUGAAGUUUACAGAAGCUGCCUGGCAUUCAGUGGACGUUGUGCUGAAGCCGAUCGAGGACAAGAUGGACUCGGUGCUGGGGAACACCAUCGACCCGUUCACAGACCGCCGCUACAUCGCCUGGCUCAGCGUGGUCACGCUGGCCUUCAACUACAACACCUGGUUCGCUACGGCCCGCCUCUGCUUCCCUUACCACACGGAGUGGGCCGUCCCGGUCUGGUUCUCCCUGGAUGUGCUGUCUGACAUCAUCUACCUGGUGGACUCCAUCAUCUUCCAGAGCCGCAAGCAGUUCGUCAAAGGAGGAGACAUCAUCAAAGACAGAGUCGUGACAAAGAUAAACUACAGGAAUUCUGACAGAUUCAAGAUCGACAUGGUGUCCCUCAUCCCAUUCGACUUGCUCUACUUCCAGUUUGGAUUCAAAUCCAUUUUCAGAUUCAAUCGUAUGCUAAAGGCAGAUACAUUUUUUGAGUUCAGCGAUCGUCUAGAGAGCAUCAUGGCCAAGGCUUACAUCUGGAGAGUGAUUCGGACCAUCGGGUAUCUCCUCUUCGCUCUCCACGUCAACGCCUGCUUCUACUACGUAGCUUCAGAGUACCAGGGCAUCGGGGGAACUAAAUGGGUCUACUCGGGUCUGGGCAGUGCUUACCUCAGCUGCUUCUUCUAUGCAGAGAAGUCCCUGCUGCUGAUCGCUGAGUUGCCUAUUCCAGAAUCCAUGUUCGGACAGAUCUUUCAGAUGACAAACUACCUUUUUGGGGCAUUCUUUAUGUCCGUCAUUCUUGGCCAGAUGAGAGACGUCAUUGGUGCAGCCACUGCAGGACAGACCUACUUCCGAUCCAACAUGGACGGCACCGUGGCCUACAUGGUGACCAACCACAUCCCCUAUCUGGUCCAGAACCGAGUCCGCACCUGGUACACCUACACCUGGGACGCUCAGGGCAUGCUGGAUGAGUCUGAGCUGCUGGAUAAGAUGCCUCUGGUGAUGAGAACGGCCAUUGCUGUGGACAUCAACCUGACAACCUUCCAGAAGAUUGAUCUUUUCAAGGGCUGCGACCAGCAGAUGUUGGUGGACAUGUUGCUGAGGCUCAAGUCUAUCAUCUAUCUACCUGGAGACUUUGUUGUGAAGAAAGGGGACAUCGGUAAAGAGAUGUACAUCAUUAAAAGUGGAGCGGUGCAGGUGGUGGGAGGGCCUGACAACAGUAUUGUGUUCGUCACACUGAAGGCUGGCUGUGUGUUUGGAGAAAUCAGUCUGCUGCAGUCGUCCAAAGAUGGAGGGAACAGGCGGACAGCUAACGUCAAAGCCUACGGCUUCGCUAACCUUUUUGUCCUGGAGAAGAAAGACCUGUUUGACAUCCUGGUCCACUACCCAGAGUCUCAGAAGGUGUUGGCCAGGAAGGGCAAGAAACUGAUGAAGGCGAAGGGUCCCGCUGCAGCUAAAGCAGAGGAGGAGAAGAAGAAAGGACUGGCGCUGUUCGGACCCAAACCUCCCACGCCCAAACUGCUGCGUGCUGUUGGAGGAAACUUUAUGAGCAAACUGAAGACUGCUGCUGCUGCUGGUAACCGCUGAAGAUUGGAUGAGUUUAUUUUUUAUGACUCCUUUUUGGGAGUAAAUGUACAGUUUUAUUUUCAGGCUCUUACUCCUCUUUUGUACUGCAUUUUCUG
This is a messenger RNA of Centropristis striata (black sea bass), 2345 nucleotides long. Its product is annotated as cyclic nucleotide-gated cation channel beta-3-like. Gene Ontology annotation, cellular component: intracellular cyclic nucleotide activated cation channel complex; photoreceptor outer segment; plasma membrane. Gene Ontology annotation, molecular function: cGMP binding; intracellularly cAMP-activated cation channel activity; protein-containing complex binding. The record is from RefSeq and is a predicted model, not a curated record. Gene Ontology annotation, biological process: monoatomic cation transmembrane transport. Lineage: Eukaryota; Metazoa; Chordata; Actinopteri; Perciformes; Serranidae. The transcript is spliced from 17 exons. The coding region runs from base 1 to 2250 and encodes 749 amino acids.